AUAAAUUAUCUCUUUCUAGGGUUAAUACUUCUUUUCGGCAACGAAACAGAAUCGCAAGGAGUCGAAGGUAGAGGAAGAAGAAGCAAUGGAUUCGUUUUCUUCGCCGUCCAUUGGAUCAGGAUCGCCACAAAUGUCAACUUCGGAUCUCAUGGACCAGUUGAAGAAUCAGCUCGCUCAGGCUUAUGCCCAGGAGUUCCUCGAGACUGUUAGGGGGAAAUGUUUUGAGAAGUGCAUUACAAAACCAGGGUCUAGCUUGAGUGGGAGUGAAAGUAGCUGCAUCUCUAGGUGUGUGGAUCGCUACAUAGAGGCCACUGGCAUUGUUAGCAGGGCGCUUUUCAACGCACCUCGUUAGAAUAUCUUGCUAAAUUCGGAAGAAAUUCUUAUUGACAUAGGGAUCUUGCUUCUCAUACUUGUAUUCAUCUUUAGUAUUUUACCUUGGGAACCAAAAUUUUAUUUGCAUUGACUGCUAAUUUAUGAUGUGAAAUUUCAACCAUGCAAAGCUGUGUUGCCUUUGGGGUUGUUACCAUUAAUUCUGUUAGUUCUAAAAAAAUGCAUAACAUACAAAGCCUGCUAGUUGAGAUUUCUUUUUUAAUUCUUGUUUCC
Messenger RNA from Jatropha curcas, 603 nucleotides. It is a transcript of the gene TIM13, whose product is annotated as translocase of the inner mitochondrial membrane 13. NCBI's taxonomy places the organism in Eukaryota, Viridiplantae, Streptophyta, Magnoliopsida, Malpighiales, Euphorbiaceae. The record is from RefSeq and is a predicted model, not a curated record.